AUGGCCUCUGAUGCGGGUUCACCACCACUGACAGCAGUCAAGGAAAUUAUCAUUGACAUUUCAGACGUAAAUGAUUUUCCACCAGUGUUUUCUCAACGCUCGUACACAGUCUAUGUGAAAGAGAAUUAUCCACCUGGUAAAAUAUUAUGUUCAGUGUCAGCUACGGAUCCAGAUUUGGGAGACAAUGCCAAGAUCUCAUACUCCAUCCUGGACUCCAAGGUGCAGGACGUGUCUGUGUCCUCCUAUGUGUACAUGAACUCUGAUAACGGCAGCAUCUACAGCAUGCACUCGUUCGACUAUGAGAGACUCAAGGUGUUUCAGAUUCAGGUGCAGGCAAAGGACCACGGCUCUCCAUCUUUGAGCAGCAACGCCACUGUCCAUGUUUUUAUCCUGGACCAGAAUGAUAAUGCCCCUGCUGUUAUUUACCCCUCCGCUGCCCUGGGCUCGCUCUCUCAUCAGAAGAUGCCCCGCUCCGCUAAAGCAGGCCACCUGGUUACCAAGGUGACGGCCGUGGACGCAGACUCGGGCCACAACGCUUGGAUCUCCUAUAAACUGGCGGAGGCCACAGAUGCGUCUCUGUUUAGUGUCAAUAUUUACACUGGGGAGGUGAGGACUAAACGUGCUGUGUCUGAGCAGGAUGAUUCUUCUCAGAGGCUGCUUAUAGAGAUUAAAGACGACGGGGAGCCGGUCCAGUCAACCACGGUCACGGUGGCCAUACUGAUAGAGGACGGGCUACACGAGCCAACGUGUACAAAGUCUCAUUAAGAGAAGAUAGCGUAAAAGGAAUUUCUAUAAUCAAGCCCAAGGCCACCGAUGCUGAUGACGGACUUAAUGG
Molecule: messenger RNA, 835 nt
Organism: Hypomesus transpacificus
Lineage: Eukaryota; Metazoa; Chordata; Actinopteri; Osmeriformes; Osmeridae
Product: protocadherin gamma-C4-like
Exons: 2
Coding region: 1-765 (254 amino acids)
Biological process (GO): homophilic cell-cell adhesion
Cellular component (GO): plasma membrane
Molecular function (GO): calcium ion binding
Source: RefSeq, a predicted model, not a curated record